Molecule: messenger RNA, 3559 nt
Organism: Linum tenue
Lineage: Eukaryota; Viridiplantae; Streptophyta; Magnoliopsida; Malpighiales; Linaceae
Source: the annotation of a GenBank genome assembly
GAGCAAGGUAAGCACUGUUCAACUCUUUAGUAAGUAGUAGUGACUAGAUUUCAUUGAGUCAUCCCAUCAUUCAUUCCCCCAAGCGAGAACCGAACCUUCUCUCAUUACUCAUUAGUCAUUUCUGCUUUCUCCCGGCACGCUGAAACCUCUCAAUUCUUCUUCCCCUUCUUCUUCAUCACUGUGUUCAUCAUAGAUUUCCUCAAAAAUCUGUCCGCCUGCUUGCCUUCUCAUCCGACCGUGUUGUCCCUUUCUCACAGGUGUUAUUUCCCAUGCGCUGUUGAAUUUUUUUGGCUUGAAGAAAUUCUGUUGACCCGUCGAUGAGCUCUUAAAUUUGGGGUUUUAUUCCGUUGAUCUGGACUGUCUUCCUAAUCAUCUCUUGACUUUCCCUUGGUUGUUUCACAAUUUGUAGGCUGGAGACUGAUGUAGAAGGAUUCAUUUUGUGGAUGUUCCUGAGAGAUGUUUGAUUGAUCGAUGGUGGCUCGUGAGUCUGCCAAUCUGGUUGCAUCUUGAAUUUGGUAUUCAAAUUCUACCUCUUUAUCUGUUGUUGCUAUGGUGAGAUGAAGAAUGCUGUAUAGUUGAGUGGGUAGCCCUGAAAAAUCUGAGGUGGAUAUCAUAUUCUGUUCCAAACCUUCGUUUGAGAGAAAUGGAGCAAAAUGGAGGUGAGAGCUGGAAGGAACUGGUACGGAAAAUGCUUCCGCCAGGUGCUUCUCUUCCUGAAGACGAGGCUAAGCUUGACUACUCCAUAGCUGUAGAGUACCUUGGUCCUCCAAUGCCUUAUGAGGUCCCUAAGGUUGAACCUCUCGAUGUCAGUUCCCAUGGAAUCCCAACUGCUGAGCCGCUCCAAGUCUCGAAUGGAUCAGCUGCGAAUCUAGGCCCACCUGUGAUCAACCCAAUACCUUUGCCAGUAUCUUACAUUGCCUGUGUCACAGACUCCCCCGUCCAAAGUCCACGGGCAUCAGCAAGCUCGGAGUCGGUAGUAUCGGUUCUCCAAAAUCGUGACUCUUCUUCAGCUUCAGCAUCAGCUUCACCUGCAUCAGCUCGAAACCCUCCAAAUCAGACAGUGGCUAAUGAAGCAAGGCGAGUGCCAGUAGUCAAGUUCAACACUGUUGAUACCUCUAGCCACAGCAAAGGCUCGGAUGCUGAGAAGUCAGUUUAUCCCGAGUAUGUAGUUGGGGUGUCAAAGGAAAAGAAGAAGCAAAAAAAGAGUAGGGUUUGUUAUCGUUGUGGAAAAGGGAAAUGGGAACUGAAGGAGUCAUGCCUUGUUUGUGAUGCAAAAUACUGUGGCAACUGUGUUCUUAGGGCAAUGGGAUCUAUGCCCGAGGGACGUAAGUGUGUCACCUGUAUAGGUGAGCCAAUUGAUGAGUCGAAGAGGUUUAAGCUCGGGAGGCAUUCCCGUGUCUUAUCGAGAUUGCUCAGUGCUUUGGAAGUUAAGCAUAUUAUGAAAUCAGAAAAGGAAUGCUCUGCUAAUCAGCUUAGGCCAGAGCAGUUGAUUGUGAAUGGGCUCCCUUUGAAACCGGAGGAGAUGGCGGAAUUACUUGGAUGUCCUUUACCACCGAAGAAAUUGAAGCCUGGUAGAUAUUGGUAUGACAAGGAGUCUGGUCAAUGGGGAAAGGAGGGAGAAAAACCAGAUAGAAUCAUUAGUUCAAACUUAAACUUCACCGGUAAACUCAGCCCUGAUGCGAGCAAUGGCAACACUGAAGUCUACAUUAAUGGCAGAGAAAUUACUAAGCUGGAGCUCAGGGUGCUUAAACUGGCAAAGGUGCAAUGUCCCCGUGAUACUCAUUUCUGGGUUUAUGAUGAUGGCCGUUAUGAGGAGGAAGGUCAGAAUAAUAUAAGGGGAAACAUAUGGGAAAAGGCAUCAACCCGGUUUGUCUGCACGCUCUUCUCUUUGCCGGUUCCUCAUGGUCAACCCGUUGGUCAGAGAGAUGAACCCAGUGCUUACACUACACUUCCGAAUUAUCUUGAGCCGAAAAAAGUCCAGAAGCUUCUUCUCCUCGGACUCCCAGGUUCAGGAACCAGCACGAUUUUCAAGCAGGCCAAAUUCUUGUAUGGAAACAGGUUCACUGUAGAAGAGCUUCAAGAUAUCAAGUUGAUGAUACAGAGCAAUAUGUAUCGAUAUCUAAGCAUCUUGCUCGAUGGACGAGAGCGUUUUGAGGAAGAGGCACUCGCAGAGAUGGAGACCGAAGAUCGAGACUCUGAAGCUGGUGGAGAAGCAGACUCGGUUGAAACCAACAACCAGUGCAUCUACUCCAUCAACCCAAGGUUGAAGCAUUUUUCUGACUGGCUGCUCGACAUUAUAGCCACUGGAGAUUUGGAUGCAUUCUUCCCUGCAGCCACGCGUGAGUAUGCCCCGCUGGUUGAAGAGGUUUGGAAAGAUCCUGCUAUCCAGGAGACAUAUAAGCGAAAAGACGAGCUUCACUUCCUCUCAGAUGUGGCAGAGUACUUCUUAAGCCGGGUUUUGAACCUUUCCCUUUGCUUCUGCAGCCAAGUAACCAGAGCGGUCGAGGUCUCCAGCAACGAAUAUGAACCGACUGAGCGUGAUAUCCUUUAUGCAGAAGGCGUCACCCAAGGAAAUGGUCUAGCUUUCAUUGAAUUUUCACUCGAUGAUCGGAGUCCAAUGUCCGAAGUCUACACUGAUAAUCUUGAAUCUCUUCCUCUCACCAGGUACCAACUCAUAAGGGUCAAUGCCAAGGGUAUGAACGAAGGGUGCAAAUGGGUUGAAAUGUUUGAAGACGUACGAGCUGUAGUGUUCUGUGUCUCCCUCAGUGACUACGACCAGGUGAGCUUAUCACCAUCCGAGGGCAGCGGAUUGCUGCUCCAAAACAAGAUGAUGCAAACCAAGGAACUCUUCGAGUCAAUGGUCCGCCACCCUAGCUUCAAAGACACCCCAUUCGUGCUUGUGCUGAACAAGUACGACCUGUUCGAGGAGAAGGCGAACAAGGUCCACCUCAGCACGUGUGAGUGGUUCUCAGACUUCAGCCCAGUGAGACCCAACCACAACCAACAGUCCCUGGCCCAGCAGGCGUACUACUAUGUAGCAAUGAAGUUCAAGGACCUCUACGCGUCAAUUACAGGGCGGAAGCUGUUCGUGUGGCAGGCCAGGGCGAGGGAUCGGGUGACUGUAGACGAGGGCUUCAAGUACGUGAGGGAGGUGCUGAAGUGGGAUGACGAGAAGGAGGAUAAUUACUUUGGUGGGCCUGAGGAUUCGUUUUAUAGUACGGAUGUUAGUUCAUCUCCAUUUGUGAGGCAAGAGUGAUACAGGGUGGUUUUGGUAACUGUUAUGCCUUGCUAGUUUAGGGGAAAAGAGGUUAGGAGGAAAGGUAAAGGAAGGGAGAAGGUAUUGGUAGUGGUUAAUAAGGCUAACUGCUUAAAGUGUAAUUGAUGUCAUUGUUGUUCCUGUUGUAAUCCCAAUCUCAAAUGCUUGUGUCUUUGAAUUGUAGCACAUUAGGUCAUGAAAGAAAUAACCAGGGCCUGCAUAUUAUCUGAUCUGGUUCAGAAGCAAAUAAGGAAAGACCAUUUGAGGGCCAUAAUCAGAACAAAUUAAGGACAAAAUCGAAUU